This is a messenger RNA of Oncorhynchus nerka (sockeye salmon), 852 nucleotides long. RefSeq lists its product as uncharacterized. Bases 1 to 852 code for a protein of 283 amino acids. The record is from RefSeq and is a predicted model, not a curated record. Lineage: Eukaryota; Metazoa; Chordata; Actinopteri; Salmoniformes; Salmonidae. The transcript is spliced from 2 exons.
AUGAAACCCCAUUUUCCUCUGAUUAAGUCCUCCGAAAAUAUUCAAUUUGUCAGUGCCAUUGCCGUGGCGGCAGGCCCCGCCCCGCGCACCCAGCCGACUGUGUCUGCUAUCCCCACCCCUGUCUACCAGGCUAUCCCACCCCCGUCUACCAGGCUAUCCCCACCCCCCGUCUACCAGGCUAUCCCCACCCCUGUCUACCAGGCUAUCCCCACCCCCGUCUACCAGGCUAUCCCCACCCCUGUCUACCAGGCUAUCCCCACCCCGUCUACCAGGCUAUCCCCACCCCGUCUACCAGGCUAUCCCCCUCACCCCGUCUACCAGGCUACCCUCACCCCGUCUACCAAGCUACCCCACCCCCCGUCUACCAGGCUAUCCCCACCCCCCGUCUACCAGGCUAUCCCCACCCCCGUCUACCAGGCUACCCUCACCCCCGUCUACCAAGCUACCCCACCCCUGUCUACAAGGCUACCCCCACCCCGUCUACCAUGCUACCCCCACCCCGUCUACAAGGCUACCCCCACCCCCGUCUACCAGGCUAUCCCCACCCCCCGUCUACCAGGCUAUCCCCACCCCCGUCUACCAGGCUAUCCCCACCCCGUCUACCAGGCUAUCCCCCUCACCCCGUCUACCAGGCUACCCUCACCCCCGUCUACCAAGCUACCCCACCCCUGUCUACAAGGCUACCCCCACCCCGUCUACCAGGCUACCCCCACCCCUGUCUACAAGGCUACCCCCACCCCCCGUCUACCAGGCUACCCCACCCCGUCUACCAGGCUGCCCCCACCCCUGUCUACCAGGCUACCCCACCCCUGUCUACAAGGCUACCCCCACCCCUCACCCCACCUUACCUAA